UAGGGACAAUCAUUGUCAAGUUUGCUUCAACACAAAGUACAAUGGCCGCCAAGCUGAUCCUCGUCCUCUGCGCUCAGGCGCUCUUCGUCCAGGUGGCAUUCAGUCAGUGCCUUGGUCGUGUUAUCCCUGCCCCUGCCUUACCCUGCCCUGCUGUUGUUGCACCGAGCUGUGCUGGUAACGGUGUGAUUGCUAAUGGAUGGCUCGGUAACGGUCUGAUUGGUACCGAAUGGAUCGGUAAUGGUCUGGUUGGUAAUGGAUUAGAAAUCGUCCCGACCAGUGGCGGUGGACUGGCUGUAAGCAGUAUCUCUAGCAUCGCUCCCAGCGGGCUCUCGCUAGCGUCUGAAAAUGUGUUUGAGGGUGCUCUAUCCCUGGCUGGUGAGCUGCCGUUCGUGAGUGCUGUGGCUCUGGAGGGCGCGCUGCCUAGUGCUGGUGCUGGCGCCGUUAGCUACAGCUGCGGUAACGGUGUCACUGCUAUCGAGAGCAUCGCUCCUUCUGCUGCUGCUGCUAUUGCUCCUGGGGUAGCAGCUGCAGCUCCUGCUGCUGCUUAUGGCGCUGCAGCACGUUACGGUCUCACUGGCUAUGGACUGGGCGCUACUGGUAUCUCUCCUGCAGCUCUCGGAGUCGGUUGGAAUGGAUGCGACUGUGGACUGUGGUAGAAUUAUGAUCAUGAUAGGUCUGUUAUUAUGUGACACAAUAAAAA
Molecule: messenger RNA, 700 nt
Organism: Spodoptera litura
Lineage: Eukaryota; Metazoa; Arthropoda; Insecta; Lepidoptera; Noctuidae
Source: RefSeq, a predicted model, not a curated record